This is a messenger RNA of Mucor velutinosus, 1512 nucleotides long. Its product is annotated as Molecular chaperone (DnaJ superfamily). Lineage: Eukaryota; Fungi; Mucoromycota; Mucoromycetes; Mucorales; Mucoraceae. Bases 1 to 1512 code for a protein of 503 amino acids. The transcript is spliced from 5 exons. Gene Ontology annotation, cellular component: nuclear pore; nuclear pore central transport channel. Gene Ontology annotation, biological process: protein localization to nuclear inner membrane; nuclear pore organization; NLS-bearing protein import into nucleus. Gene Ontology annotation, molecular function: structural constituent of nuclear pore. The record is from RefSeq and is a predicted model, not a curated record.
AUGAAUACCUUCGGCUCAACAGCUAAUACACAAUCGUCUGCUGGCACAUUGUUUGGAGCCACACCUGCAGCGCCUGCUACAGGUAGUCUAUUUGGCUCAAGCAAUACUAGCAGUUCUGCAGGCACAUUAUUUGGAUCGAACACUGCCAACUCUUCAGCAGCAGGUACACUGUUUGGUGGUGCAGCAUCUGCUGCUCCUGCUACGUCUACUGCCGGAUUUGGAGGAGGAUUUGGAUCUACACCAGCAGUUAGCACAACGUCAGCCUUUGGAACGUCUGCAGCACCAUCGUUAUUCGGAACACCCGCUACAUCUACAGCAGCACCUUCCACUGGAUUUGGCGGUUUUGGAGCAACCACUACAUCUACAGCAGCACCUUCCACUGGAUUUGGCGGCUUUGGAGCAGCUGCUACAUCUUCUGCAGCACCUACUACUGGGUUCGGUGGGUUUGGAGCACCAGCUACCUCCACAGCAGCACCCACUAGUGGAUUUGGUGGAUUUGGAACCUUGACCUCACAGCCAGCAGCAGCCCCUUCAGCAUUUGGUGGGUUUGGAGCCACUGCAGCAACUUCACAGCCUGCUACUAGCACAGCAGGAGGCUUUGGUGGAUUUGGAGCAACGACCGCAAACACAUUUGGUGCAAACACUACAGGAGGAUUUGGAGGAUUUGGAGCCAAACCACAGCAAACAGGAUUUGGCGCGCCACAACAGCAGCAGCAACAGCAAGUAGGAGCUCCUCCACCAGUGCAAGAGAAAGUCUGGCAAGAGCUUGCGUUGAUCAGAGCACAUUUCGACCCUAAUUCACCCUUGUGUCAUUUCAGACAUUACUUUUACAACAUGGUUCCUCCUAACGAAGUGCACUUGUACGUUCGCCCUCAAAAUCAAGACGAGCAACUAUGGAACGAAGCUCAACGCAAAAACCCAGAUCCCACAACGCUGGUCCCUGUAUUGGCAGUUGGAUUUGAUGAUAUCCUGAAGCGUAUGGAAAUUCAAUCGAAACAGCUGGAAUUACAUCAAGAGAAAUUGAGAGAGACUGCAGAGAGAUUGGCACAUGUGCAGCGUCGACAUGAAUUGGGCACACUGGUCAAAUUAGAUGAACAUAAACGUCGCCAUACAGAAUUCACCCAGCGAUUAUUACGACUUCUUCGAUACAGCCAAGUUUUACGCUACAAAAAUUUCCCACUCUCUGCUGAUGAGGAAAAGUCAAUGCGACAAUUGGAUGAGUUGAGCAAAUACCCCAAUAGACCAGAAGAAAUGAAUCAGAGAUUGAUGGCAAUUAGAAACCAACUAGAGGCAAUCAAAGCACGCCAAAUGGGACAUGCCAACCAAGGCAAUGGAUCUGAAGUCUGGCGCACUGUGAAUGAAGAGGAUUUGAAUGCCAUUGCCAAGGUUUUGGAAGACGAGCAAAAGGGCAUCAAACAUGUAGAAACCAUCUUGAGGUCAGACACAAAGGAAUUAGACUUGAUUGAAUCCGCUUUAAACGAACGUCGUAAAUCGUACAUGACAAGACACUAA